Perca fluviatilis (European perch) is the source of this 3813-nucleotide messenger RNA. RefSeq names its product Mov10 like RISC complex RNA helicase 1 (gene mov10l1). Bases 158 to 3568 code for a protein of 1136 amino acids. The transcript is spliced from 27 exons. Lineage: Eukaryota; Metazoa; Chordata; Actinopteri; Perciformes; Percidae. The record is from RefSeq and is a predicted model, not a curated record. Gene Ontology annotation, molecular function: helicase activity.
UUGACCCAGCGCUCCCGCGCACGUACGUACGCGUACCUGUCAAGUGCUUUGCAUCCGGGCCGGGCUGAAUCAGCCACAAAAAAAACAAAGAAGAAGAAAAAGUGAAGAAGUCUCCUUUCCAACACGUGAAUUCUACUUCAGCUACCAUUUUGCAGAUAUGCUUACUGCUGUGCGGUGUAUGCUAUCUAAGCUGAUUUCUCCAUUGUGGAGGACGGUAGAGGUGGAUGGAGAAGGCAUUUUCUCCGGUACACCAGGCAUGGAGGACAUUCGCCACCUGCGGGGCAGUGUGGUAACUCAGCUGUGCCUUGACUAUGCCAUGAUAGACGAUGCAAUCUACUUCACUAGUGGAGAGGUGUUGGGUGGGGUACCUUUGAAAGAAGGAGACGUUGUAAAUUGCAUAGCAGUACGAGAUGGUGCCCAAGGUGGAUGGAAAGCUUUAAGGGUGGAGAAGAAUGCAGAUGCUUGGGAGGAUGGAGGAAAAACCUCAAUAGAAGCGGACAGUAUGCAGCUGCGGCCUCUCAUUGGCACAGUCACAUCAUUUGAAAAAGAUGGUGGCUACAUAAACCAGACCACGUACUUCCCACGCUACAGUCUAUGGGAAGGUUAUGAGCCAAUGAAAGGAGACUGGGUCCAAGCUAAAUAUUUUAUCAAUCUUAGUGGAUCACAGUGGACCACCCAGGCUCAUUCUGUGGCUCCUUUACGCUACUGCCGCCUAGACAAGGUGCGUGUGACCAGUGUGUAUGGUAAUAUUGGAGUGGUUGAGGACGAUGUGUUCUUCAGCCUGGAUUCUCUGCUGCUGCCUGCCCACUACCAGCCUUUGCCAGGGCACUUGGUCAACCUGGUAAUGGUGGAGAGCAGUCAGUCCCUCUACUGUUGGAGGGCCCUGUGCAUGGCACCCUGCCUUCAAAGUGGGAAUUCUUCUGCUACAUGUCUUCCAGAGGCUGAACUCCAGAGCAUUUUGGAAAACAAAGGGGGGCUGGAUGUAACAGUCUAUGGCCAGUUUGAGGAUCUGAUGAUUGGGGAGAAACGAGAGCUGGUGCUCUGGAUACAAAAUAAAGGUUCAGAGACCCACAGGCUGAAGUGCUGUGACUUUGCUGGCUGGGACUCAGAGGAACAGUUCACCCUGGUUGCUGUCAAAGGCUUCACACCACUAAGACACAAAAGACCGCCUUUGCAAGAAAACUGCUCCAAGUCUAAAAUCUGCUCGGAGUCUUCAGAAAAGCAAGUCAGUGAUGCAAAAGAGAUAGACAAAGAAAAUGGUGAGGUGCAGAAGGAUAUUACCCAUUCCCCCGGUGUAAGGAGGGAGGAAAGAGAGAUGGACAUUUCACCAGGAGAGAGGUUGUCAAUUGUAGUAGCCUGCCAAGCAAAGAGCCUGGGAAGCUGUGCUGAGCUGCUGUUGCUGCAUUUCUCCUCUUUCACCAUCGGGAGGCGCCUGGAGGUCACAGUCGGUAGUAAAGAGGAGAACCUGCUGCAGCCCUCUGAGCCCUACAGUCCCAGAGAUGCAAGUCUGGUCUCAACAAUGCCUACUCAAGUGAUCACGGUCUCUGCUCCAAAAGACGCACCAAGGCUCACCAAGCGGCGGCUGCCAACCUUCCUACCUAACUUCCCAUUGCCCCAGGCUCUCAGAGACUGUGUGGAGGCACAGAGCGAUGUGCUGGUAGUUCAGCCCUGCCUAGGAGAGGAGCUGUCACCAUCCAACAUGCGUUCGCGUUUCUCAAUCCUUCUCUGGCUGGAAGAGCUGAAUGCAGAGAGGGAAAUGAAAGAAUUUUCAAUUGAAGGUGCCCUUCUCACGAAAGGGGCUGUCUACCUGCACCUAGAGGUCCUUGGGUUGGCCGACGGCAGACCCAGUCUCAAUAUAGGUGACAGAAUAGUUUUGAAGAAACCCCAGAGUGCAGGUGUGGUAAUGGAGUAUGUUAGUUAUGUCACAGAGAUCAAAGACGAGACUGUGAGUUUGAGAGUGAAUGCAGAGUUUCAGCGCAGCUACCUCGGAGAGCCACUUGAUGUUGAUUUCUCUUAUAACAGAUUGACCAUGAGGCGGUGUCACAAUGCACUUGAACAGACAAAACAGUUUGUGGAGAUUCUCUUCCCCUCGACAGUGACUGUUCAGACCCCUCAGUGGACAGGAAAGUGGGUAGAGGAGCCAGACCAAAAUAAAGAGGACAAUAAGACUCCAGCCAUGGAAAAUGGAAAGUUGUCAAGCAUUUCCAUCGACAUGAAGUCAAAGGCCACACAGACUAAAGAUGGUAGACUGGCAUCCAAACCCAUCCCCAGCCCAGGGAAAUUCUUUAACCCGGACCUGAACCCCCCUCAGAGAGAGGCAGUGAAGAGGAUCAUGGCAGGGGAGUGUCGUCCCAUUCCUUAUGUGCUGUUUGGACCUCCAGGCACUGGAAAGACCAUCACCCUCAUAGAGGCCAUACUACAGGUUUACCACUUUCUCCCCAGUAGUCGGAUACUCGUAUGCACUCCUUCCAACAGUGCUGCUGACCUCAUCUGCGUCCGCCUACAUGACAGUGGUUUCCUGCAUGCUGCAAGUAUGGCCCGCGUCAACGCAUCUUGUAGGCAGGAAGAGUCCAUCCCAGAAGUGCUGAGACUGUACUCGAGGGCAGGAGAGGACAUCCGUCAUGCCUCUUUUCACAGGAUUGUGGUCAGCACCUGCUCCAGCGCUGCCAUGUUCCAUAAUAUAGGACUACAAGUGGGACAUUUUACCCAUGUGUUUCUGGAUGAAGCCGGCCAGGCCACAGAACCAGAGUCCCUGAUUCCCAUAAGUUUUGUAUCAGAGAAAGAUGGACAGAUAGUGUUGGCCGGAGACCCCUGUCAGUUGGGUCCAAUAGUGAAGUCCAAGCUGGCUGCUGCCUUUGGCCUGGGGGUGUCUUUGUUGGAGAGGUUGAUGGCCAACCAACUGUACUCCAGACAUGACUGGGGAUACAACCCUAAUCUGCGCGAGAGAUUCCAGGAUGAGAUUGCUGCAUUAUCAUCUCAAAAAUCUGUGAAGAAAGGCAGCACCAUCUACAAGCUGAAUCCAGUUCUAGAAGAUGGCCUUCUGAGGGUCGGCACAGAAAUGAGGGAAGGUAACAACCCAUCAUGGUUUAACCCAGUGGAGGCUGUACAGGCCAUGCUUUACUGCUGCCAGCUGGCCAAGAAGCUCUACAACCCUGUGGACGCCUCUGACAUUGGCAUCAUUGCCCCCUACAGGAAACAAUGUGAGAAGAUUCGAGUGCUGCUGGGUAAGGUAGGCCUGUCUGACAUCAAAGUUGGCUCUGUGGAGGAGUUCCAAGGACAAGAGUUCCUGGUCAUCAUCAUGUCUACGGUGCGCUCUAAUGAGUCAGUACAGAGUGACGAUUUGCAGAAAGCACUCGGCUUUCUGGCCAACCCCAAGCGCUUCAACGUGGCCAUCACUCGUCCCAAAGCCUUGCUCUUAAUUGUUGGAAACCCCCACAUUCUCAUCAGGGAUCCAUGCUUCAGGGCUCUACUGCAGUACUGUUUCAUCAACGGGGCAUAUCUGGGCUGUGACCCCCCUCCCUCUCUCAGAGACUCUCAGAUAGUUGCAGAAGAGCAAAGGACUGCAUAAGAGGACGAUGUAAUCAUGGAUGAUGUAUGUCAGCUUCGUCAACUUGACUGUCUUAUCGUGUUCCAAGAGUUUUUUUUCCCCCUUCAUAUAUCCUUGGCUUGUUUCUCUUUUGACUGUUUGCAAAGUGAGCUGUAGCUGUCUUGAUCAGUGUUAACAGAAUUAGUAAUUUCUUGUUUCUGUGAAAGCCAAAUGCAGUUCCAUUUGGGGGGUGGAAAUAAAGAUGAUGCUCGUGUACUGCAUACUUA